Messenger RNA from Dinoponera quadriceps, 1258 nucleotides. It is a transcript of the gene pyd3, whose product is annotated as beta-ureidopropionase. Gene Ontology annotation, molecular function: beta-ureidopropionase activity. The transcript is spliced from 6 exons. Lineage: Eukaryota; Metazoa; Arthropoda; Insecta; Hymenoptera; Formicidae. Bases 117 to 1235 code for a protein of 372 amino acids. The record is from RefSeq and is a predicted model, not a curated record.
GAUUAGUACUUGACAUCCCCGUGUUAUAUAAAAGAAAUAUAAUAGUUACCAUAUCAAAUUUAUAUUCUCAAAUUGAGGUUAUUCUGUUACAAAUCGGCGAAGAGAAUCUCACAAUCAUGUCCAGAUUAACUCUCGAGCAGAUUUUAGAAAAAAACAUAACACAGAAUGAGGAGCUAUCUGAAGUAAAACGUAUUUUAUAUGGACGUGAUUUACCGUCAUUACUUUUACCGGAAUGGAAAUUUGAAAACUUUGAAGCGAGGGGUUUCCAAAUAGAUUGUACGAUUUCAGAAGAACUUCGCGACUCACGUUACGUGUGUGUAGGACUGCUACAACAUUCGAUUGUACUGCCCACGACGGAACCUAUCGAAAAUCAACGAAACGCUAUCUAUAAGAAAAUUGAAUCGUACAUAAACUAUGCAGCUACUGCCAAAGUUGAAAUCCUAUGUCUCCAAGAAGCGUGGAACAUGCCAUUCGCUUUCUGUACAAGGGAAAAGUAUCCUUGGUGUGAAUUCGCGGAGGACGCUGAGACCGGGCCAUCGACUCUACUCUUGUCUAGGCUCGCCGAGCAACAUAAAAUGGUAAUAAUAUCGCCGAUCUUGGAGAGAGACUUCGCUGACGGCGACACUAUUUGGAAUAGCAGCGUGGUGAUCGACGCGGACGGCAAAGUCCUCGGCAAACAUAGGAAGAAUCAUAUUCCUCGUGUCGGUGAUUUUAACGAGUCCACCUACUACAUGGAAGGAAACACGGGUCAUCCGGUUUUUAAUACUCGCUACGGGCGCAUCGCGAUUAAUAUAUGCUAUGGGCGUCAUCAUCCGUUGAACUGGUUGAUGUUUGGCUUGAACGGAGCAGAGAUCGUCUUCAAUCCAUCAGCAACUAUCGGAAAAUUAUCCGAGCAUAUGUGGCCGAUCGAGGCAAGGUGUGCCGCAAUAGCAAACAGCUACUACACUUGCGCGAUCAAUCGUGUGGGAACCGAAUUAUUCCCUCAUAAAUUUACAUCCGGCGACGGAGGUGAGGCUCACAACGAUUUAGGACCUUUCUAUGGCUCCACUUAUAUCACCGCCCCCGAUGGUUCACGAACUCCAGGCCUGAGUCGGGAAAAAGACGGCCUGCUCAUUGCAAAACUGGAUCUCAACGUGUGUCGACAGAUGAAAGACAUAUGGGGAUUUAGGAUGACGCAAAGACUUGACAUGUAUGCCAAAGAACUCGCUGAACAUGUGAAGCAUGAUGGCAAAUGAAAUAUGUGAAAACAGCAACCGUG